Orycteropus afer afer is the source of this 849-nucleotide messenger RNA. Its product is annotated as protein HP-20 homolog. NCBI's taxonomy places the organism in Eukaryota, Metazoa, Chordata, Mammalia, Tubulidentata, Orycteropodidae. The transcript has 4 exons. The coding region runs from base 1 to 849 and encodes 282 amino acids. Gene Ontology annotation, molecular function: protein binding. The record is from RefSeq and is a predicted model, not a curated record.
AUGGCAAGCAGCGUUCUCAUUGGAGCCAGAACCAGGCAACCAGCUCUACUUGCCCAGAACUGCAGCAGCACCCAUGUCAGUGAUCAGAUGACCAGUCCCUUGUCCAAUAUUGUUGCCAACUUUCUUUAUCCAGUCUUCUUCCAGUGCAUGAGCCAGCCUGGGAGCAGCGGAGGGAAGGUGUUUGUGUGCGUGGAGCGAGCACCCCAGGGGCAGACCACAGAAAGAGAGCCGGGAGCAGUGGAGGUGGAUGUUUGUGUGGAGCUCCCUGGGGGCAGGCCUGGUGUCUGGACAUUAGCCAACAUUAUCCUAAUGGUAACCAUUGUCUUUGAGAAGGGAGAAUGUGCUGGGCCUCCAGGGCUUCCAGGACCUCCAGGACUUCCAGGUCCCAGUGGGCCUCCUGGGGCAAUAGGGUCUCCAGGUGUGCGAGGACUACCAGGAAUUGCAGGACUCCCUAUAAAGUGUACUUGCAACAGAAAGUCAGCUUUUACCGUGAAGCUCAGUGGCAAGCUGCCUUCACCUGCUAAGCCGGUUGCCUUCACAGAGGUGUUGUACAAUGGCCAGAGGGACCUACAGGAGGAAACAGGGAUCUUCACCUGCAAGGUACCAGGCAAUUACCAUUUCCACUUUGAUGUAGAGCUCCAACACUGCAAGGUGAAGAUCUGGAUGAUGAAGAACCAGACACAAAUCUUGGAAAAGCGUCAGGUCUCCACAAAGGAGUACAGAAAUCUGUCUGGCACACUGACCCUGCCACUGAGUGUAGGGGAGAAGGUGUGGCUAGAAGCAGAAGUGGAACCUGAAGAACCAGAACAAGCCACUGUGACCAUCUAUUUCUCAGGUUUCCUGACAUAG